Amyelois transitella is the source of this 1777-nucleotide messenger RNA. RefSeq names its product nuclear transcription factor Y subunit gamma. Gene Ontology annotation, biological process: regulation of DNA-templated transcription. The record is from RefSeq and is a predicted model, not a curated record. The coding region runs from base 206 to 1048 and encodes 280 amino acids. Gene Ontology annotation, molecular function: DNA-binding transcription activator activity, RNA polymerase II-specific; DNA binding; protein heterodimerization activity. Gene Ontology annotation, cellular component: CCAAT-binding factor complex; nucleus. The transcript is spliced from 8 exons. NCBI's taxonomy places the organism in Eukaryota, Metazoa, Arthropoda, Insecta, Lepidoptera, Pyralidae.
UCGGUGGACGAAUCGUGGAGACGGCGCAUUUUCUGUAAUUGGUGAUUGGAGAUCUCCAAAUAAUACUCUGAUUAUUGGUUACUGUGUUUUACUAAAGUUUGGCCGCGGUUACUAAUUUCGAUCUACCAAAAUAUUAUUUUGUUUUGAAAGUGAAUACAAUUUAGUGCUAAUUACACGUUGUCCUUGCGUGUACAUAAAAUUCAAGAUGUCGGUAUGCUUCUUCGUGCCUGCCGAUCAGGCUGGUACCUCCAGCGAGGAGAUGAAAGCUGACGGACCCGAGGUGGAAGUCCGUGCAGAAACACCGGUGCAGACCCUACAGCAGUUCUGGAGUAAUGUCAUGGCGGAUAUACAGAAAACAACAGCAGAGGACUUCAAGACCCAAGCACUGCCUCUGGCCCGGAUAAAGAAAAUAAUGAAAUUAGAUGAAGACGUCAAGAUGAUAUCAGCUGAAGCACCCGUGCUGUUUGCGAAAGCUGCUGAAAUUUUUAUACAUGAGCUGACAUUGAGGGCAUGGUCACAUACAGAAGAUAACAAAAGAAGGACGCUACAGAGAAACGAUAUAGCGAUGGCAAUAACGAAGUCCGACCAAUUCGACUUCCUCAUCGACAUAGUGCCCCGGCACGAGGUGAAGCCCGGCAAGCCGCGGGACGAACCGCCGCGCGCCAACCCCGUACAAGAGCAGAUUUCACAGCAACACCAAACGACUGUGAACGCUGGCCAACAGCAAAUCGUCUUGCAACCGUGCGCGCAAAUCGUUCAGACGAGCAACGCGGCUUCAUCUUCAAACAAUGUCGGUCAGAGUCCCGUCACGUUGGUGCAACAAGUGCUGACACCUUCGGGGGAAUUGCAACAGUUACCUAUCCAGUUAACGCAAGCCCAGCUGAACAUGAUCCGGCUACAGAUGCAGAACAACCCGUCGCAGCCGAUCAUCAUACAGGCGCAAGCGCAGCAGUCGCCGCAGAUCAUACAGGUGUCGUCGCAAGCGCAGCACCAGCCGCAGCAGCAAGUGUUCUUGGCACAGGUCGCCACCAGCCAAGAGGAUUCAUAGCCAUUUUGUACGUCACGAAGUUGUUAACUCUGUUAUGGAGAAACUGAUAACCAUUUGAUUGAUUUGCGAUAGGCGCGGUUAAUCCAUGUUGAUUACCCUUGAUUGAGUGAGGCGCGAUUGGUCUAAUCUUACCUUAGGUCUGGUAUUUGUUUGCUGGUUUAGUUUACUCCGUAAGGAAUAAAGACGUGAUGCAAGUACAUAUGUUAGAUGAACCGCGAAUUAGACGAAUCGCUCUUAUAUCAAAAAGAUUUAAAUCAGUCAGUCUCAGAAACAUGUGUCAAUCUCUUUGAAGAGACACAAAUCGAGUAAAUCGAUAAAAAUAUUCAAUCAUUAUGUUAAAAAUUAGUUAAAUAUAUUUGCUAGGUACAUUUCUUAUUUUAUACUGUAGGCUCAAAAGUUGUUUUUAAAUGUACCAAAGCUACAUAAAAUGUGUAAGCAGACAUCUGAUUUAUUAAUAGUACUGACGUAUACCAUAUGGUACAUAGGUAGCAAUAUUUUUUUCAUUCUUCGAGUGUUAGUCCCCGUAGCAUCAACUCUUUAGAGACGUCCGGGGCGCAUCUUUUGGCUUAGGAACCCGCCUAAAUUGACUGUAUUAAAUAUACUAAAAUUUCAAAAAGUAACUUUUGUUUAGUUCGUGUUUUGAUAAUUAUUUUGCCAAGAUAAAAAUUGAGUUUCGACAAUGGACGGUAAUCAAGAAAAUGUUAUUAAAUUUUUACCCUGUUAUGUAAG